AUGAGCCCUUGCCGACUGCUAUUCCCAGGUGCUGUUUUGAGACCAUGGCCACGUGGGGCAUCGACCUUUCCCAAGACUGUGUCUUCCCUCUAUCUCUCUGGUUGCAAACCACCGAAGCUGCUUGUUUUAGCUGGCAGCAUCGCAGCUGUCAUGGACGCAAAAGCAGGAGAUGAUAUGAAGCCUCUGACUCUGGAGUCAAAACAUGUGCUGCCCUGGUGCUGGGGUUCAUGGAAUGCUCAGUAUGGCUCUGUCUUUGGUGUUGUGACCCAGGUAGGUGCAACGCCCUACAAAAUCAUCCAAAGAAGCAACGUUGUCACUGUGGGCAUGCACAGGCAGCUGCACAGGAGUUUGUCACAGUGUACCUGGGUGAAGAACGACCAGAAAAAAAGUCUGUGCUUCAGUGCCAAAAAAUGGUGA
This is a messenger RNA of Ostreobium quekettii, 417 nucleotides long. The record is from the annotation of a GenBank genome assembly. Lineage: Eukaryota; Viridiplantae; Chlorophyta; Ulvophyceae; Bryopsidales; Ostreobiaceae.